This is a messenger RNA of Hyalella azteca, 1215 nucleotides long. RefSeq lists its product as uncharacterized. The transcript has 5 exons. The record is from RefSeq and is a predicted model, not a curated record. Bases 197 to 934 code for a protein of 245 amino acids. Lineage: Eukaryota; Metazoa; Arthropoda; Malacostraca; Amphipoda; Hyalellidae.
CAGACAAUUUGAGUAUCAACUUUGGCAACGAUAUUUUGAAAAAUAAAUAUUUGUAGGACUUAUUUUGUUGACACUCCUAUUCUUGUGGGCAACGGCCUUUUUCCUAUUUUGAUAAUUUUUAUACGGUUCCUAUUCUGCGCAAUCUCUUGAUCUCGAUCAAGUAUCGGGUCUUGGAUCACUGAGGGACAAACACAAGAUGCUGAAGUUGGUGUUCCUCUUCGUGGCAGUGAGCAGCCGCUGCUCUGUCUCCGUCCCCUUACCCGCAGACCACCACGGACCUACUCCGGUAGACGAGGCAAGGAAGAUCGGAGGCACCACAUCUAAUCUCGUAUUCGAUUUAAAAAAUUUUGGAAAACUUUCUAUCGGGACGGAGAAACCAAAAGUGCCAGCAAGUGGAGGAACUUUUCUUGCCUCACCAUCUACAAGCAGCGACACAAAGUCUACCUGGAGCAUCCUCGGGAUUAAGAACGACAAGCCAACCUUGCCGGGCAAAGCUGGCCUGGACUCACUCACUUCUGGAACGGGGGGAUUUUUUCCCUCAAUUCCCAAACCUUCUUUCUCAUCUAUACCAACUCCAACAUUCGGAAGUUUCCCUUCAUCGUCGUUCCCUUCAUUUCCGAGCUUAGACCCGGCCAGUCUUUUCCCUUCAGGCAUCCCCAAGCCUUCCUUGCCUAGCUUCUCGUUGCCCAAGUUGAAGCUCCCAGGCGUCGCGAGGGCUGACACUUUCCCUGGCGUUCCAGCGCCACAAACCCAGAUGCUUGUCAUCAGAUACCCAAACAUCGCUCAGUUCUUGAGAAAUGGGAUAGAUUUUCUUACAAGCAGUUUCAGCACCAUCUCGAACUUAUUCAGUGGAGGCCUCGGUAACUUCUUUGCAAAUAACAGAAUAACAAUUUCUGCGAAGGAACCAACCGAGUUUGACGACUUGGAUGUUUAGAUGUUCCACAUUUAAUUCAUCUAAAAAAUAUAUAAAAAGUUACGUCGUAAGCGACCAUUUUUCACAGUAAUCCUAUGACAUUCAUUCAAUAUAAUUGAAUAAACAAAAUGAACAGAGGAACUUUGAAAUUGCGCCAAAAUUCUCAAUAGUGUUGAAACUUAUUUAGCUCUUGUUCUUCAUGAAAUAAACCUCGCCAAAAACUAGACUACCCUACAAAUAAUAGAUUCCAUUUAUUGAAUAUUACGUUUUAUAGAAUUUUGCGUCGGUUGCUUUUGUAACAA